Messenger RNA from Punctularia strigosozonata HHB-11173 SS5, 896 nucleotides. RefSeq lists its product as uncharacterized. Lineage: Eukaryota; Fungi; Basidiomycota; Agaricomycetes; Corticiales; Punctulariaceae. The record is from RefSeq and is a predicted model, not a curated record. The transcript is spliced from 5 exons. Gene Ontology annotation, molecular function: zinc ion binding. The coding region runs from base 72 to 728 and encodes 218 amino acids.
GCAAUCCAUAUGACUCAGGAGAUGGCAACCUGCAGCGCUUGCCAUCUCUCAUCCCUCCACGAUUUCCUGCGAUGGCUGAUACCUUUCUCAACUUGGCCACUGGAGUCGCGGGUACCAUCGAUCCCUCCGGCCUCGUCCACGCUGGCGCCGGCGUAUUCCAGAUCAUCCAGGCCCAGAGGCAGAAAGCGAAGGGACCCUCCACCGGGCAUAGCUGCGACUCGUGUAAGAAGGAGAUAUAUACCAAGACGGAUCGGUACAGAUGUCUCGGAUGCUCAGAUUACGACUCCUGCCAAAAGUGCUUCCCGAAACUACACCAUCCGCGGCAUGCCUUUGUCCGAGUUCCUGCUGCCGGAAACGGUGAAAUAGAGGUGGUCUUGAAUGGGAUGCCUCAUUGGAUUUGUGACGGAUGUGGUAACGGGUGGGGUGGUCUCCAUUGGAUGUGUGCUGAAUGCACGGGCUCCGCUGUAGCCUUCUGCCACUCGUGCUUCCCUUUGCGCUACCAGAAACAUCCGAUACACACGUCUUAUGUUCGCUACUUCAGCAUGCACUAUCCGUCCGUUUCCUUCCCGUUGUCGUGUAAAGCCUGCAAUGGCCCAGUACGCAACUCGCUGUGGGAUUGCUCUCAUUGUCCUGACACGGUCGUCUGCCAGAACCCGGGCUGCUAUUCAUGGCUUCAGGGCCAUGCUCCCGGUCACUGGAAGUUCGACAACUGUACUUUGAUAGCCUGAACAUCGGUGUCAUAUGGUACGGGCCCGCUCUCUGGCUCGGCAAAUCGCUCCUUGGCUAGACUCUGCGUGCGUCCGCGUUUACCCUCAUGGGUUCUGGCAAGUACCUGGACCUCCCACGGUGACUCCUCUGCUGUAUACUCCAAGCGAUGAACAAUGGCCAUCUUUCAG